AUGUCUCAUCAAAAGACCGAAGUGGUUUCCAAGUCCAACGAAUUAACUUUUCUGAGGACAGUGGAUUUGGAAUGCUGUAUUUGUUAUAGCAUCGUGUCAAGGCCCGUUACCCUUGCCUGUGGGCACUCUGGCUGCAAAAAUUGCAUGGAAACUUGGGCAGAAUCGACAGCCACACCGUUGUGUCCCCAGUGUCGGGCAACGUUCCGAAAAGAAGAGCUGAGGUUAAAUGUGGCAAUGGAUAAGGCGACCCGAGAUUUGCCUGUUAAAUGUAACAGCCAAGGCUGCCAGUGGAAGGGCAACUAUAGCGAUGCCAACGAUCACCUCAGACAUUGCCCAAAAGUACGAGAGAGGUGCCCCAACGAAGGAUGCCAGCACGUGGCGGCACGGGAAGAAAUGACAACACACGCUUGCCCAAAAGAAAGGAUCGCAUGUUCAGGAUGCCAACUGAGCGUAACCAGGGAAAGACUCCAAUUCCACCGUACAUCUUUAUGCAGAAACUCUGCAGUUCUAUGCCCCAUGAGAUGUGGAGCAUCAUUACCACGAAUGAACAUCAACCUACAUCUACACAAAUGCCCAGAGAAGGCUUCAAUGUGCCAAGUACCUGGCUGCAAAAAAAUUGUGAAAAAGAAGGACAUGAAUGUCCAUUUGAAGGAAGCAAGUACCUCGCAUUUUGCGCUCCAAUCAGGAGAAAUCAAACGACUGCGAGGAAUAAUAUACUACAAGAAAUGCAACAUAGAACCCAUAGAGCCCAAAGUGGAAAGGGUUGUCUCCUUUUGCUGGAGAAUUCCAAAUUUUGUGGAGAGCAGGAGACAACAAGCUUCAGAUGCCAUUGGAGACAAGCCCCUUACAAGUGGGCCAUUUAUAGAUGACAACUGCAGAUGGAGAGGACUGUACUCCGGACAACAAAAAUUGUUCCUGCAGCUGCUCUCAGCAUCCCAUCCAGUUACUGGGGAAAUUCAAAUUGUAAUGGCCCCUGGAAGUGACAAUGAGCAAGUGCUAGACUCGGACAUAGUGUCCCUGAAGGAAGGAGAAAUGUGGGGUAGGAGGAUACCAAAUGUGGACAGUCUACUGGACGGAAAUGGCAGCCUUGAUGUUAAAUUUAUUAUUUACUACUUCAACUUGUACUAAUUUCAUGAACAGGUCAUAAAAUGUUCAAUUCAGUUAUUAAAAAAAGUCAACUGGCAUUUUUAUUAACCUCUUACUUAACAGUCAUAAAUGUCUUGCUUAUUUUUUUUGUCAUGACUGCAAAUUAAGAAUAUGGUUUUUGCAGUCUAUAAAGAGGGUUAGGUCAGGCCGUUUAAAAACUAAGGUUAAAUCAACAAGCAUUGAUUAUUUUGUUAAAAGUGAACUGUUGCAGUUGUUUAAUGGCUUUUUGGUGGAUCUAUUAACACAUUCAUAACUGGAUUGAACAUUUUAAGACCUGUUAAUAAUGGAAACCUCUUUGCUCUCAACUAUCAAACCAAUUGCUGAAAAUUACUCACUUUUCACAAAAUUGGCAAAUCUGUCUUCAUCUAGCAACAUUUAAUC
Messenger RNA from Pocillopora verrucosa, 1527 nucleotides. The record is from RefSeq and is a predicted model, not a curated record. NCBI's taxonomy places the organism in Eukaryota, Metazoa, Cnidaria, Anthozoa, Scleractinia, Pocilloporidae.